CCGAGUCCAGUAAACAGUUCUGCAAUGAUCGGGAACCAACUACGAUCGGCUGUUGUUUUAUCCACAUUCCUCGCCGUAGUCGCGGGUAAAUCACCCCCGCCACCUGGAGCACCAUGGGCGAAAUUUGUUACCAAGCCCGCUUUUGCCCGAUCUUUGGGGCCUCCCCCGCUACCAGAAGUUGAAACCAUGUCAAUACCGUACAUCCCGAAACCGUCGCUAUUUCCAAAAUUCGUAGAUCCGCGAAUGAUGAUCGCAAAAAAGACAGACAUGCUGAGUAAGAUGUUCGGUGGAUUGGGACCGGCGAUGGGACCGUUUCCGGGGUUUGGUUUAGGGCCUUAUGCGGGGUACGGUCUGGGCCCGUACGCAACAAACCCUGCCGGUAUGUACGGAUCUGAAGACAUAAAUAUGAAGGGAACUACAGACCUGGAUUCCACAUCGGACGGAAUAAUGAACAACGAUUUGCCAAUUUUGUACGCGUCCGGUUUCGGUGAAGGUGGAGAAUUCAGUCCGAAUAUGAAAUAUUCCGAAAGUCUUAACGGAUUACCGACCGGAGAAUUGAGCAACGUAAAACGCGGGUUAUUCGGACCCAUGGGCCCCAAGUCGCCAUUCCUUGGUCCCUUUAGCCCAGUUUCCGCACAGUCUGCUACUUCCGGCGAUGCCGCAUCUUAUACAGACGCUAGCUCGUCAUUUAUAAAACGGGGAUUUCCGGGUCCAAAUCCUGUUAAAAACGGGGAACCCUCGAGCAGCGCAACAGAGCCACCACCUCCAUAUUCGAGCAUGCACGUGAUACCGGAAGAGGUUUCUGAAACGGGGGAAAAAGAAGUCUCCAAAGAAUCUCCCUUGGACAAAAUUUUCUCCGGCAGCAAGGAUUCGAAAACGUCGAAAGACCUCACCAAACGGAUGGUUACCGACGGUUCGGUACCAAAGGAAUAUCUGCCGGGGAUGUACGGACCUAUGAGUCCGUUUUUCGGGACCUCGGGUCCCGCCUUCGGCCCGAGCGCCGCCUUCGGCCCGGGCGCAUUCAUAAGCAAGAAAUCAAUGUUCCUCGACACCCUCUUCAAGAAUUUGGCAACCAGCACAGAGUCGCCAGUGACCGACGUCCCGGUGCCAAAAAGCACGAUAGUUCCGCCCGGAUUUUGGUUUCCAGAAACUGUGAUUCCCGAUCCCGCUUCAUACGACACGAAGGUGGCUACUUUCCUGGAUAAACUGUUCGACUCUCUAAAACUGAACGCUUCUACAGCGGCCGGUGAUUCCCCUUACGAAACGUCCAUGUCGCCGGGAUUCCCAGGCGCGAAAACUCGCUCCUUACCGUUCGGCUACUCCGCGGCCGGUUCUUCCCCGUACACUCGUUCCUUGCCUGCUACGGACCACGAGGCAGUGAUAACGGCGAAGGACCAAAUCGUCAGUUCCAUCAUCGGAGAGCUGAGCGUGCUGAAAGACGACAUGGUCGCGACGUUCAACGACUUGAUUGCUUACCAGAAAAACGCGUCGACACCUCCUCCCGGUUCCAAACCGUUCAAGCCCUUCGCACCGAUUUGGCCUGGCGCUACAGCAGUCGCGGAUAUCGGAACACUGCCUUACAAGCGGAGAAUGAUAAUCCUGGCGCAGGUUUUCGACAUGCUAACGGAGCUACAGACGAACAUUACUGCGACUGUUAACGAAGCGAUCAAAUCUAGUUACGAAGAAGAACCGGAACCCGCGACGACGCCUAAGCCGGAGGAUGGAGGUUUGAGCUUGGCCGUUCUUGACGCGAUUCAAGCGAAGUUAAACGAGCUGGAUACAAUUGCGUCGACCAAACUGACGCCGAAAGGAUUUUCUACGAAAUUUUCAAGAGCUCUAUCCGACAGUCCAACUUCAUUCUGGGUUGCUUAUCCCGGAAGUACUAACGCCCGGCGAAAUUCCCUCGAUGAACCGGACAUUCCUCGUCGUAGUGAGCAGGGUAUUAAUGACGAUAUCGUAGAUACUGACUCCUUCAUCCCUGGUAAGGAUUCCAGGGAAAUUAAAAUGCAAAUGCAUCAAGGAUACCAAAGUCUCCCGCCUGGUACCAUCGAAUCCAUCCAAGCUGGGGGCGGAUCUGUACCAGGACACGAAGGUGGCGGAGUGAAAUUUCUGAUCAAAAUGCCGGCUAAAGAUAUGACGACGGAUGGACAGAGUGGUGGGCAAGUUUAUCAAAAUUAUCCCGCAAAGUGGCAAGAUUGGUCGAAUAAUAUGGAAAAGGAAUACCAAAACAAUCGUCAUCAUCAUCAUUUUCAUCACUGAGAUAAGUGAUUAAAAUACUUAUAAUCGCAGCAUAUUCUAGUCACACGCCAUAACAAA
This is a messenger RNA of Neodiprion fabricii, 2316 nucleotides long. RefSeq lists its product as uncharacterized. The record is from RefSeq and is a predicted model, not a curated record. The coding region runs from base 25 to 2259 and encodes 744 amino acids. The transcript is spliced from 4 exons. Lineage: Eukaryota; Metazoa; Arthropoda; Insecta; Hymenoptera; Diprionidae.